Armigeres subalbatus is the source of this 702-nucleotide messenger RNA. RefSeq lists its product as uncharacterized. The record is from RefSeq and is a predicted model, not a curated record. The coding region runs from base 101 to 607 and encodes 168 amino acids. NCBI's taxonomy places the organism in Eukaryota, Metazoa, Arthropoda, Insecta, Diptera, Culicidae. The transcript is spliced from 2 exons.
UGGUAAAGUCACCCAGUUCCUACUUUGUUCCGGUGUUAUAUGGUGGAAAGUGGCCAAUUCAAUAAUAUUGCGGUGCUUAAUAGCCUCUUGCUGCAACGACAUGCAUUUGCGCAUUGAAGAGGGUGGUUCUUUUACCUACAGAAUUCCUACGAAUCCCGAGAGAAACGUUUGCUGGAUGGAAGUAUUGUGUAGGAUUGAUUGCUUCUUCAGCGAGCAUGCAAGAAUUUGCUCUCGACACUUCAGGGAUGACGAUUUCCUGCUAGUGAAAGGUAAACGGAAACUGAAAAAAGAUGCGAUACCGAGUUUGUGUCUUAGUGAAGCUGAUGAAAACAAGCUUGUAAAUGCAAUCACAGCUAAAUGCACUGCAGUCCGCCGGUUGCCAUUCCGGGAUGUGAGAAACACAUAUUACGAUACACGACGCGAAUAUGCCUCCGGAAAUAUCUGUACUCGGUCGGACUUCGGCUCUGACAAUACUGUAGGAGUGAUUCAAGCACGCUUGGAGCAAGACCUAUUAGCAGGUGCCGGCGAUGAUCCAGUUAUAUUUCAACCGAAUUUGGAAGCUGGGUUGAAUCAAAUGCCUCUUGCGAACGGGCGACGAAUAUUGUAAUACCUAAAAUGACCAGAUUGAAGAUCAUGAUUGUUUUUUUUAUAUGUAUAUAUUUUUUAUGCGAACAAAAUCAAUGAAUAAAUUAUCGAAUGAUA